AUGUCUAGUAUUGCAUAUAGACCUAGUGAGUGUAACAGGUUUCGUAGUACAUCCUCAACAGAUAAGUUGCAAGAUACAAGACAAACACUGUUGUGUUUCACACGUUUGCAAGAAGUCCAUAAAAUGAUGAACUGUGAAUCAGUGAGCAAGUUUAGUGAUAAGCUAAAUGUGAAAUCAAGGUCUGACUCCGAAUUGUGUGACGAUAACGGUGUGAUCAAGAAGCCUGUAUUUGCAACUGAGUCCAGUUCUGACUCCACAAGUUUACAAGGUAUUACUAGUCAGAGUGAAGGUAUAAAAUCUUUAGGGAUUUGUGAGGUAGAACGCGAAUCAUCUAUUGUUGUUAUUAAAGGGUUUAAAAAUGAUGAAGUUGACCAGGUAGAUGAUGGUAAAUGGAAUAUUUGUGAUAAUGGUCGUGAUAGUGCAGACUUUUCUUCGGUUGAUCAUGAUGAAAUGAGGGGACUGCCUACUACUGCUAGGUUAAAUAUAGUUUCUGUACAACUGCAACGUUUAUUAGGAUUGAAUGUAUUUGCGGAAGGUAUGGAUACUUGUGAGACCGUCAAUGUAAUUGAUCAGCGUGUAGCCCACCUAUCAUCAGAUGCUAGUGCUAAAGCGGAGCUGAUAAUGAAAUACAGGAGUGGUGGUAAUCUUGCAGUUAGACAACUAUCCGAAAGCCGAACAACAACAGCUUCUGAUCCACCGCUAAGUUCAUCAACUGGUAUUAAUCAGUUGCCGUCAGUGUUGUCAUCCACAAUGAGAAGGACGCCCAUCAACUCAAGUAUCUUGUGCAAUGACUAUGAUAGUAUUGGUGCAUUUGAAAAGACGAAGGAUAUUGCCCAGUUUAGUGAGGAUAAGCCAAGUGUAAACGAGAGAAUAAUUGUUAAAUUUACUUGCAUGAAUACAGGCAUUUCUAGUUUCAAGUUACUAUUCGAAUGCUAUUAUCACCCUAUUCUUCAGGAACAGCAAUAUACAAAUUAA
Trichobilharzia regenti is the source of this 975-nucleotide messenger RNA. The record is from the annotation of a GenBank genome assembly. NCBI's taxonomy places the organism in Eukaryota, Metazoa, Platyhelminthes, Trematoda, Strigeidida, Schistosomatidae.